Messenger RNA from Mustela lutreola (European mink), 612 nucleotides. RefSeq lists its product as uncharacterized. NCBI's taxonomy places the organism in Eukaryota, Metazoa, Chordata, Mammalia, Carnivora, Mustelidae. The transcript is spliced from 3 exons. The coding region runs from base 1 to 612 and encodes 203 amino acids. The record is from RefSeq and is a predicted model, not a curated record.
AUGGCCGGGAAACAGCGGGGAAGCUUGGGGCCCCCCGGGGGAGACCCGACCCAGGUCCAGGCGGGAGAUGCCCACCGCAAGCUGGAAUCCCGUCGGGCCCAGAGCACGGCCCCUGCAGAGACGACACGGGAGCCGCAGAGCUGCCUGCGGGGGGCCACAGCGCCAACACCGAACACGAGAAGUCCCCCGGCCCCACCCCACCCCUGGCCACCCCUGGCACCUGGAGGAGCCGCUGCCAAGCGCCCCGUGAGUUUCCGGGCACCGCGCUGCCAUGGCUCCCGCCUCGCCAACCUGUACCCCGCCGGGCUGCCCGGCCGCCGGCCCUCCCAGGCUCUCAGGGCCCUGCCCAGAGGCGGCGGCAGGGAUGGCACGGGUGGCCGGGAGGCGGGACAAGGCCUGAGCUCCCACAGCCGUCUCCGAAUUACAGGGCGGCACAUCCUCUGCUGCAAGUCCCUCCAUCAGUGCACACCCCCAGCGGGCUCCAGCCCACCACCCGCAGACCCCGCCCUGAGGCUGGGUGGCCCGUCGCAGAGGAGGCAGGCGGGCCUGUGCAGGGUGGACACCCGGGUCCCUAACCCAUCUGCUGACCAGACGGGAGGAGACAGUGGGUGA